AUGAAGCUACGGAGCGAGCGCGAAGCUGCCGAAAAGGCGAAGCUGCGUGCCUUGAUCGCGGAAAUGUCAUCGCCGAUUGGCGCAGCCCUCGGCUUGAACGCUGCGACGCCGUCCUCUACUGCGGACCUCCCGGGCAAUAAAGCUACCGGACAGUUGGUUCUGGGCCCGAAAACGUCGUCCUUUGGUCGUGGCGCUGAGACGCCAAGCGGCCGGUCCGAGCGGAGUUACAAGAGUGAGGGGCUGCAGUUUGGCCCGCAGACUCCCCGUCCGCAGGCGCGCCUCUCCGUGACCGACGACUUGUUGCUGAAGGCGCUGGGCAAACUGGAAGACGACUGGUGGCUGCGCAGGCCGGGCGCGGAGGAAACCACCACGGGGGUCGACUCCUCCGGCAGCGGCAACAACAGCGACUCCCCGUCGACCAGCAAUAGUAACACGAGCAACAGUAACAACAGCAAGGAGAACUACAAGUCCCGCGCCGUUGGUCUGGGCAACAGCACGCCGCGCCCAAGCAGCUUGAUGCUCGAGCCGCUCACGAAGCACACGUCCAACAAGUGGCUGAACAAGUUCGCAGAUCCCGAAACGGGUAUCGCGCUCACCUUCAACUACAACAUGAACUUCCCGAGCCAAAACUACAACUACCCGAUCGAGCCCCCGAAAACGAGUUCGGAGAAGAAAAAGCGGCUCAAGCUGAUUAACCAGCAGAUGGCCCCGGAAAUCACCGAGGACGAGACGGAUCCCUUCAACCGCGAAGGUGCUUCGCGCGAACGGCUCUACCGCUAUCGUCUCGGCGGUUUCAGAAGAGGACUGUGA
Messenger RNA from Amoebophrya sp. A120, 810 nucleotides. The record is from the annotation of a GenBank genome assembly. NCBI's taxonomy places the organism in Eukaryota, Dinophyceae, Syndiniales, Amoebophryaceae.